Molecule: messenger RNA, 1443 nt
Organism: Hyaloscypha bicolor E
Lineage: Eukaryota; Fungi; Ascomycota; Leotiomycetes; Helotiales; Hyaloscyphaceae
Product: FAD binding domain protein
Exons: 2
Coding region: 103-1347 (414 amino acids)
Molecular function (GO): monooxygenase activity; FAD binding
Source: RefSeq, a predicted model, not a curated record
CUUUCUCAACUAACACGCGAGCAGUCAUACAUCGAAACAAUUCCGACCUAGCUGUGAGACAGUUCAACCUCCACGGCCCAACACCAACAGCAAGCAUUCACAAUGACACAGUCUGGCCUCAAGGUAACGAUCAUAGGUGGAGGGAUCGCCGGUUCGCUGGCCGCCCGAGUACUGCGCGAGCAGCAUUCUGUGACCGUGCUCGAGCUCUCAACAGACCCCAUCGAAGUGGGAGCAGCGAUCAGCAUUGGACCUAACGGUACUAGGAUCCUAGCGAAGCUCAACUUUGACCCUACGCGGACAGGUUCGGUCCCUGUGGGAAACCUGCGGACUUGGAACAAGGCGGGAGAGAUGGUGAGGGACAUCGAGGUAGACUACGCCCAGGACUACGGUAGCCCCUGGUUGCUCCAGCAUCGGGCAGAUUUGCGUGCAGAGUUCUUGCGACUCGCAACGGCGCGGAGUGAGGAGUUGGGCUUAAAGGGCGUGCCAGCGAUUGUUCGGUAUGGUACAAAGGCAGUCGACAUUGAUGCCGAGACAGGGACAGUGACUCUGGAAGGCGGCGAGAAGGUGGACGCGGACCUUGUCAUCGCCGCCGAUGGUGUAAAAUCCAUCGCCAGAGCAAUGGUCGUUGGCGACGAUGCCUUCAAGAGUGCGCGCCCUUCUGGUUUAUCAGCUUUCCGGUUUACCCUCCCACGAGAAGAGAUUCUCGAGAAGAUACCCGACUUCCGCAUCCUGGAUAAAUCCAAACCGGGAAUGCUAAAGACGGUCUUCUCAUUCGAUCCAUCCCGGCGGUCUGCCGUGCUAUACCCGUGUCGUGAUUUCGAACUGCUCAACUUCGUCUGCAUAGUUCCAGACGAUAUUCUGAAGACUGCAACAACCGAGUCGUGGUCAGCCGCCGGCGAUGUAGAGGAGCUUCUCAGCUGCUUCCAGGAUUUCCCCCCGUGGCUCCUUGACAUUCUGAAGCUUGGGAAGAAUAUCAAGCUCUGGCAGCUUCGAGACCAGGAUCCUCUUCCGACGUAUGUCCGAGGGAAAACAGUACUAAUCGGAGAUGCAGCACACGCGAUGACACCACACCAAGGCCAAGGUGGAUCACAGUCAAUCGAAGAUGCGGAGGGAUUUGAGCUUUUCAACAGACCUGGUGUAUCGCCAGCUGAUGUACCACGCAUUCUGAAGGAGUUUGACUCCGUUAGAAGGCCCAGAGCAAGUCAAAUUCAGGACAAUACUAGACAAUCUGUCAACAAGAAGACUGUGGGAGACAUCUACCGCUUUCAAAGAUAUAAUUGGACAUAUCCUGGAGUUAUCGAAGGCUUGAGAAGAGUUCAAGCAGGAGAGGAAUUGAUACAAUUUUAGACAAAAUCACUGAAUAUCUUGUCAUGAAACGUCACAUUCAGUACUCAGGAGCUGCCUUGCUAAGUUCUGUCGGAACACUUCAAAAUAACAGUCUUU